CUGACAACAACCACAGAAGAGAGCUAGCAAGAGAACGAAUCGUGUCUCCUUUUCCUUUAUCCAAUCCUAAAUUCCAUCGAAGACGAAAUGUUCCUCCACGAGAACACCUCAAACCUAGCUUUCGGGCCGUUAGCACUCCCCGUUCAAAGCUCCGAACCAGCUCGCACGCUGGUUUGGAAUGUACCGGCAGAUAAACUACACGAAAUUCCAGACCAUUGGUUUAAAUACCCAGCGGUGGACUCUCUCGUUCACUUUAUUCUCGCCAUCGUUUACAUCCUUUUUAUGAUCUUCGCUCUGACUGGCAAUGGAAUGGUCAUCUGGAUUUUCGCUACCUCCAAGUCCCUGCGGUCGGCUUCUAACAUGUUUGUUGUCAAUUUGGCGAUUGCUGACUUUAUGAUGAUGCUUAAGGCACCUAUCGUAAUCUACAACUCACUAUACGAGGGCUACGAACUAGGCUUGUGGGGUUGCCAGAUAUUUGCCACCAUGGGUGCCUACUCUGGAAUUGUGCAGGCUACCACCAACCUUUGCAUCGGUUACGACAGAUACAAGAACAUCUCGAGUCCUCUAGACGGUCAGAUGAGCAAGAAAAAGGCCUUCUUUUUCAUCCUGCUGACUUGGGCCUGGGCAACCCCCUGGACACUGAUGCCUCUCUUUGAAUACUGGGGCCGGUUCGUUGCUGAGGGAUUCCUGACGACCUGCAGCUUCGACUUCCUCACUAAUACCAUGGACAUCAAGUUGUUUGUCUUCUUCAUAUUCACCUUCUCCUACGCUAUCCCGAUGUUUAUGACUAUGUUCUUCUACUCGCAAAUAGUCUCUCAGGUUUUCAAUCACGAGAAGGCCCUCAGGAAGCAGGCUAAGAAGAUGAAUGUGGAAUCUCUGAGGAGCGGUGACCAGGCUGCAGUAUCCGCGGAAGCUAGGAUUGCCAAAACUGCUAUCACUAUUUGUGGACUUUUUGUCUUCUCCUGGACACCUUACGCCGUCAUCGCUUUGAUCGGCGCUUUCGGCAAUCAGGCACUUAUCACACCUCUUGUGUCUAUGGUUCCAGCCUUGUGCUGCAAGCUUGUUGCUUGCUUUGACCCAUAUGUGUACGCCAUCAGCCACCCCAAGUACAGACUUGAGCUUAAGGAACGUUGCGCAUGCCUUGGUAUCAAUGAAGAACAACCCGCUAAGAAUGAGGAUACGAAAACUACUGCUGCUUAAUAAAACAUGCGACUGAAACUGUUCUACGAUGAUGACCGGAUGCAAAAUAAUUAAAAUAAAGCAAGCAAAUGAAA
Messenger RNA from Cloeon dipterum, 1274 nucleotides. Its product is annotated as opsin, ultraviolet-sensitive-like. Gene Ontology annotation, molecular function: G protein-coupled photoreceptor activity. Gene Ontology annotation, cellular component: plasma membrane. Lineage: Eukaryota; Metazoa; Arthropoda; Insecta; Ephemeroptera; Baetidae. The record is from RefSeq and is a predicted model, not a curated record. Gene Ontology annotation, biological process: cellular response to light stimulus; phototransduction; visual perception. Bases 88 to 1200 code for a protein of 370 amino acids. The transcript is spliced from 7 exons.